UUUUAAUUUUAAUCCAUUUACACCCGCCGGUUAUUCUACUGUCAGAUAUCCUAACGCUAACUAUGAAGAUCAAUAUGAUCUGAUGAAUCAAAAUAUCUCUAUGUUUGUUUCUACUGUACUUAGACCAAUAGUUUAUCAAAUGUUUCAGAUUAAUAAUUACCUACCAUUUAGCAAUUUUGCUUUAAGAUCAGACGGUACAGAAAAGGAAGGUGUUUGGCCAGCUCAUCCGCUUCCUUUAGUAAUAGUUGGAUCUUCACAUUACGCAUCUAUUGAAGUACCCCAUUUUCUCGUUCAUUUAGCAGUCGGUGGUCCUGGUGGUCAUAUGGCAUAUGCAGAUAUAACUGGAUUUGAUCCAAUAUUCUUUUUUCAUCAUACCGCCAUAGAUCGUUUACUUGCACUUUGGCAAGCAAUGUUA
Molecule: messenger RNA, 415 nt
Organism: Racocetra fulgida
Lineage: Eukaryota; Fungi; Glomeromycota; Glomeromycetes; Diversisporales; Gigasporaceae
Source: the annotation of a GenBank genome assembly